AUGCGCUACGGCCCGAAUCAGCUCUACGUCAACACGCCGAAGGGUCUACGCGACGUUUAUGGCCCGACCACGUCUAACAAGUUCCUCAAGAGCUCCCACUACGAAGUCAUGACUCACCAGGCUGCCAACACCUUCACUCACCGGGGCGGUAAAGAGCAUCUCCGCCGUCGUCGAAUCAUGGCCCAGGCUGUAUCAACCAAAGCUCAGCUGGAAUACGAGCCACGUCUGGUCGGGCACAUUCAAAAGUUCUGCAAUGCUGUCUUCAAGGGGGAACCCAUGAACAUGGCUAAAUGGUGCAAUUACCUAGCUUUCGAUUCCAUGACGGACGUCGUCUUUGGAGCGCAGUACAACUUACUCGGCGACGAAAAGUUCCGCUACGUGCCAGAAAUGAUCGAAAAGUCAAACGUCAGGAUCUCUUCUCUGGUCCAAUUUCCGGGCCUGACCUGGUUACGCCUAGACAAACACCUCUUCCAGGAAGCCAUCUACGCGCGCAACCGUUUCCUGAAGUUCGUCUUCCGUCUUCUUAGUGACCGCAGGGCUUUGAGCCACGGCACUGCACGCGGUGUGUUCGAAAACCCCUCCAUUUCUUUGGACGUCUACAGCCGACUGCAGGACGCCCGCGACCCCGUCACGGGCGAGGGCUUCGGCCACGAUGAAAUUGCCAGCGAGAGCACUACUCUCAUCGUCGCCGGAUCCGACACAUCGGCCUGCGCGACGGCAUCGAUUCUUUUCUACUUAGCCAACAACCCACACGCCUAUGCGCGAGUCGCCGAAGAGGUGAGGGCUGUGCGCUCUUCCCGCCCCGGUCAUCUCGCAGCCGCAGACUUGGCCGGAUGCAAGUACCUGCGCGCCUGUAUCGACGAAGCGCUUCGCAUGUCGCCGCCCGUGGGAACUGGCCUGAUGCGCGAGGUCGCGGCCCCCGGCGGCCUGGUCGUCGACGGCCACGUCGUACCGAUGGGUUGCGAGGUCGGUGUGGGGACGUAUGCCAUUCACCACAGCACGCGCGCCUUUGAAGAUCCCUUCGUCUACCGGCCUGAGAGAUGGCUGGCACCGGACGAGAGCGCGCACGCGCGCGCCUGCUUUGUGCCCUUCUCGGCUGGCAUUCGGAGUUGUCUCGGCAAAGGGCUGGCGUACACCGAGGUGACACUGACCAUCGGCCAUCUCCUGUGGCUUGGCGAUUUCAAGUUGGUUGCUGACGCUGAAUUGGCCGCCGUGGGCCGUGGGAGUAGGAAACUUGGGGUGGAUGGGAGACAUCGGGAGGGCGAGUAUCAGUUGUACGAUCACAUUGCUGGGCAGAAGAAUGGGCCCUGGUUACAAUUCACGAGAAGAGCCGAAGUACAAUAG
Molecule: messenger RNA, 1344 nt
Organism: Parastagonospora nodorum SN15
Lineage: Eukaryota; Fungi; Ascomycota; Dothideomycetes; Pleosporales; Phaeosphaeriaceae
Exons: 1
Coding region: 1-1344 (447 amino acids)
Molecular function (GO): oxidoreductase activity, acting on paired donors, with incorporation or reduction of molecular oxygen; heme binding; monooxygenase activity
Source: RefSeq, a predicted model, not a curated record